AUGGCUUUGCGCAGUGGUUUGGAAACAGAAGCGAUAUGGGCGAUAAAUGCUUUGAACGUGCUCUUGUACGACGAUACCAAUCCGCAUCCGUGCCUGACUCAGAUGCCUGGUCUUCUGAAUGUUAUUAUCGAGCACUUCUGGGCAACGCUGUCGGUUCUCUAUCCUGACAACUUCCCUCUGGGUGAACCAUCUCGCUUUGAGAUUCCGGAAGGAAAUCCUGAUGCCUUGCGUCUACCAUAUCUGACAAACGGAAGUGCUCAUGAGGAGGUGAAACAACCUGUUGCGGCUAGGAAUCCUGAGAUCAAAAAGAAUUAUAAUAAGUGUUCAAGAACGGGUCGAAAGGUGAAGAUUCUUGACGCUGAGAUGCCGGAGUUACUGAAACGAAAACUCAUGUUAGAAGAAGGUCCAAGCACACUGCCUACUGAUGAUACUCUGUCUGUUCAUUAUGUGGAAGAAAAAAUCAAAAUGGGCCUUGGAGGUGGACUGGCCGAAAGAGUUGCACUACGUCUCAGAAAUGAGUGGAAUGCUGCAAAAAUCCAAAGCCGAGCUAGAUUCAGCAUUUAUGAAAAGAAUAAUAUGAAAGAGGAGGAGGGCAACCCAGAAGCAGUAACCAAUGGGUCGGUGAAGGUAAAAGAAGAACCUAAGGACGCCGACGAGGAGCAAGAGGAGAAGGUAAAAGAAGAACCAAAGGACAUCGAUGAGGAGCAAGAGGAGAAGGUUUGUGAAGAUUGUGUUAGGUGGCAGUGGUAAGU
Cylicostephanus goldi is the source of this 752-nucleotide messenger RNA. The record is from the annotation of a GenBank genome assembly. Lineage: Eukaryota; Metazoa; Nematoda; Chromadorea; Rhabditida; Strongylidae.